CAAUCGUUGCUCUCCGUCGGAACGAAUCAGAUCUCGGAGUGAAACAGUGCGCAGAGCAGCCGCGUACACCGUGGCUAUGCUGUUGUGAAGGUUUUCUGUGUGUGUUUUUUUUUAUUUCGAUUAAUAUUUAUUUAUUUUUCAUGUUCCAAUGUGCUGGCUGGAGCCGCGAGUCGUGUUUGGAUUUGUUCGAUCGAUGUGAUAAGCAAGUGGUUUUCUGAAUCGAAUGGUCGUUUUGUUUGAAAGUUUUUUACAUUACCCCAUAAUAAAGUGAAAACAAAUGUGUACGUAUGUGAUAAAGAGUUACUGUAAGCAAAAGUUGAGUACAUUUCAGUGACCGUGUGAUGUUGGUAAAUGUUCAACAAGUGUCCCUCACGUAAAUCUUGUGUGCCUUUUGUGCAUCUUCCUAAUCGGUAUAUAAUCGUAGAUUUGUGUAAAAAUACCUAGUGCUGUUUCGACCAACUGUAAAUUGUUGCAACAAUCCAUUCCAAGCGAGAAAAAAAGACAACGGCCAACAAGACCCGCUCAUUAGCUCGGGGUCAGAUAGCGUUCAAAGGGAAAGCAACAGCAGCGGCACCAGCAGCAGCAACAGCAACAAUCGCAUUGGUAACAACGGAAAGUACCUCUAUACAAGCCUCCUGUGCAAGUGCAGUUCCGGGAUGUGUUAGAGAGUUGAAGAGUACCAUCACCCAGGUACCCCAUACCAUACCGAAAACUUCGAAAUAGUAGCAACCGAUCACCAACACCAUGUUUAAGCUGCUCGGAGGUUUGAAGCAGUACUUCAAAUGGCAGGACAUUCAGACGGACAAUAUAGUGUUCCGGCUACACAACACCUUCACCACCGCGCUACUACUUGCGUGCAGUUUGAUUAUAACUGCCACACAGUAUGUAGGCAACCCGAUCAGCUGCAUCGUUGGCGGUGUUCCAGCACAUGUCGUCAACACGUUCUGCUGGAUCUCUAGUACCUUCACAAUGCCAGACGCCUUCCGCAGACAGGUUGGACGUGAAGUGGCACAUCCCGGCAUAUCGAACGACUUUGAUGACGAAGAUGCGAAGAAAUACUACACCUACUAUCAGUGGGUCUGCUUCGUGCUGUUCUUCCAGGCUAUCGCAUGUUACACUCCAAAGUUCAUCUGGGACGCUGUGGAAGGAGGCUUGAUGCGGAUGAUCGUGAUGGGGCUUAAUAGAGGUGCAUGCAAGGAGCAGGAAAAGUGUGCCAAGAAACAGGUACUGCUCGAUUACCUCUUGACUCAUCUUAAGCGACACAAGAUCUAUGCCAUUCGCUACUGGGUCUGCGAAGCACUUUGUUUCGUCAACAUCAUUGUGCAGCUGUGGCUGAUGAAUCGAUUCUUCAACGGAGAGUUCCUUUCGUACGGUUGGGACGUUCUGCAAUACUCGGAUCAGCCACAGGAGCAGCGGGCCGAUCCGAUGGUGUUUGUCUUCCCACGUGUCACCAAGUGUAAUUUCUACAAAUAUGGUGCCUCUGGAUCGAUUCAAAAGCACGACGCGAUGUGCAUUUUACCGCUGAACAUCGUGAACGAAAAGACGUACAUCUUUAUCUGGUUUUGGUUUAUCAUUUUGGCCACCUUUUUGGCGGGAUUGAUCAUCUACCGAAUUGUCAUUAUUUGUAUGCCAUCGGUGCGAUCGACACUGCUAAAUGCACGAAAUCGGAUGGUGCCUCGUAAUGUCGCGAAAACCAUCUCGUCACACCUAGACCUCGGAGACUGGUGGAUCGUGUAUAUGCUCGCGCGAAAUCUUGACCCAAUCAUAUUCAAGGACGUUGCAACGGAGUUGGCGAAACGUAUCGAGUUGAACGAUACGGACGAAAAUGAUCAGAACGAAAAGAAGCGAAUGCACUAGAAUUGUUAACCUCAAUUCACAUUUCCAUAAUCAACCUGCACACAAAGUAUGAAAAGCUGCCACCCCUGUGAGAGGAACAACACGAAAUCGCUUAAUGUAAGGUUUUCCAUUUCAUGGCAUCUCUUUCCCUCUCUCUCUCUAGUUUCGAAAAUUUGUUCCAAGACAAUGAAUCCAGGUUUCCUAGCGUGCCACACGUGCGAAGAUGAUUGUUUAUACGCGCCAAAACGAUCGACAUUCCACACUUGUUUUAGAGAACAGAUUGUAACAGUUAUUAUUGUUUUUAAUCAAAUCGAAUCUAUAUUUAUACUUGAGUUAGCAAUAUAAACUAAAUAAUAAGAAUCAACACUCGAUCGCGCUUCGCAACGCUUUUUAAAGGGAUAGUGGUAGAGAUGAUAGAAUUAGUAGCGCGCGCACCCGGAGGCAUCCAACUAUCCAACAACGUGAUCACCCCCGCCUUCCUAUUUCUCACUCGGACCGUAGCGAGGAUUUUAGAUUAUGUUGUAAGACAAAAAGACAAUCAAUAAAAUGCAAGCUAUAAGCACAAACUCGAUGCUACAUGCCACCAAAAA
Molecule: messenger RNA, 2426 nt
Organism: Anopheles funestus (African malaria mosquito)
Lineage: Eukaryota; Metazoa; Arthropoda; Insecta; Diptera; Culicidae
Gene: ogre
Product: innexin inx1
Exons: 5
Coding region: 745-1857 (370 amino acids)
Cellular component (GO): plasma membrane; gap junction
Molecular function (GO): gap junction channel activity
Source: RefSeq, a predicted model, not a curated record